Molecule: messenger RNA, 3130 nt
Organism: Aplysia californica (California sea hare)
Lineage: Eukaryota; Metazoa; Mollusca; Gastropoda; Aplysiida; Aplysiidae
Product: DDB1- and CUL4-associated factor 17
Exons: 13
Coding region: 646-2214 (522 amino acids)
Biological process (GO): protein ubiquitination
Cellular component (GO): Cul4-RING E3 ubiquitin ligase complex
Source: RefSeq, a predicted model, not a curated record
UAACUUGGUCCAGAAUCCUCCUGUGUCUCCACAACUACCUCCUGUUUCAAUGGGGGAGUUCAAGCACUUCACACACAAAGCUGGUUUAUUGUUUGCCACCAAUGAGUAGACAGUGGAUAGACGACUGGACGUUGUCAUUUGUUGUACUUGUAAUUUAGUAAAUUAAGGUCCAGCUGGAAAUAAGUAAGAUAUACUCAGUUCUCUUAAGACUACAUAGUCAUAUUUAUAAGUAUAUAUUAUUAGUUGAGAGCUUGCCUUGAUUGUGGUUUUUUCCUAAAAGAUGUGAGUAAAUAAUUUCACUUUUUGUGUCUCAAUAUUUGUGUUGAUCACCGUGAGUGUUUUAUUGCAGGAGGUGGGCAUUCUUUGAUAACUAUGAAGACUGUUUUGACUGGUAAGUUCACAGUUUUUUCUAUUUGUGAUGUAAGAUUAACGUGUGAUCUUGUGUCUAAUGGCUGUGGUGGCAUUUGUUUAAACUCAGUGCUUCAAUUAAUUAAGGUUGCUUGAAUUGUAUUUUUUGUUUUUUAUUGAAGAUUCCUGUAUAAAAAUUUGUAACCGUAAAAAUUGGGCUUUUGCUGUUUUUAUGUGUUAUCUUGGGUCUUGGUCCAAAGAGUCAAGUGAAGACCAGUGAAAGACAAAGUUACAGCAAUGAAGAAAAAUCUAGAGGAUGCCAUAGGUAGAUCUUAUUUCUGUUCUUUCCCUCUGCAGUUUCCGUUUACUCAAACCCAAAGAGCACUUCCAAGUGUUAAGGAGGAGCGGUGUUCUAUUCUGUGUGGAAUCCCCCUUGCUACAGUUUCUUUUAGUGGCAGCCCAAGACGAGCACCUCAUAAAAGGUUUUCAUUACACAAAGACAAGCUGGCAAAGAUUGAGGAUGCACUCAUCAUGGAGGGGAUUGCAGACAGCGUGGAGCUGCGUCACAGAAAUCACAAGUCUUGCCUGUUGGCAUUGACCAAGGACAACAUGUUGCUGCGAAUUGACCUGGAUACUGGCCAGGUGAUGGAGCAGGUCUACCUGGGACCCACGUCCAUCAGAUACAAGAAGAUCCAGUGGAACAUGGUGGACGAGAGUUUUACUUUGUGCUCCAUGCUGUUUCCCAGACAGCCUGUUCAUUUCCUUAGACAGGCUGGUAUGGAAGUCACAGAUGUCAUCCAGCUGACUAUUCUCUCCUGUCUGCCUCUGGACUUUGUCUGCAAAAUGUCUGUCACACGACAGGUCUUUGGCAAAGACACGGUGGAUGCGGCCAUCUUCCUCAACCUGCUGAUGGUCAUGCACUCAAUGAGCCACGUGCGCAUGUACAGCCUGGAGACCAUCAUGAAACAGGGCUGUCUGCAUCAACAAAAACUAUAUGACAAACUGGAAGAUGGGACAACGUAUGGUAUUUACCCAUCUCCCGUCACAGUCAGUGUCAAGUUAGAAGAGCGACCACCGUGUCUGUUUGAGGUUCGGUGUCGUAACCGAGAUGUGAUGUUGACGAUGCCCCCGUGCUACUACAUCAUGUGGCCCUUCGGCAACUAUCGAGGCUACUGCUGCUUCUCCCUGCGCACUCAGGAGAUGGUGGAGGGAGGGUGUCUGCAGGCAGAAGACUCUGCCCCUGAAGAGAGAGUGUCACUGCACGCCGAUGACUCUGGCAGGAUUGUUCACAUGAAGAACGCAGAGCUCAGAGUUUUGAAGCUACAAGCUCAGGCUAACGAUGAGGAGAGAAAGCUUGUAGAGGAUUUUGUCAUCAACUUUACUCCUCAACCACAGUCUCCAAUUUUGCAAGUGACCCAGUCUGGCAGAAUCAUUAAGCAGACCGUGAGGCAGGACUGCUCUCAGUUGCAGGAGCGGACUGUGUUGACCAUGAUGUACAGCGAGGACCAGGACAUGAUGAUCGUAGUUUCCGUAUCCACGCCCGGUUGUGACAAGGUGGACAGACCGGUGGUCGGCUUCUACAAUAACUGGACGGGUCAGCUGCUUCGACAGUUUGAGCUGGAAGAAUCGCUGGAAGAGACUCAGGACAGAUCAAUCUGUUACCAGAUGGAUACCAUAACACAUGUGUUCAAGACUUACCAGCAGCGCUUUGAGUGUCAUGUGUACAAGCUACUGCCGCUCAGCACACCUGGGGAGGAGUGGAAGGGGCGGGCCAAGGGAGGGACCCAUAGGCGGAGCACCCCGCGCGUCUCAACUGACAGCUCAGAGGAUGGAGAGUACUCACCUAGACGUCGACGUACCAGAUAGCAGUAAAAGGCGAUUAGGUUUUUCUGCAUAGAUCCCAUCUUUCCUUUCUGUGAAAAUUUGUACCAAAGUAAGUGCAGUGAUGUCGACAAAUUUGAUACAGUAGUCUCCACCUAAACGCACGGUGCUCGGGAGGGCUCUUUAGCGUGUGUAAUGAUAUGCACCAUAAAAUGUCAGGAACAGAUAGCCUAAGAGGAAACUGUUGAGGAUAGUUAUAGAGACGACAACGCAGCCAGGUGGCUUUCCAAGCGACCACCCCCGACCACAACUUCAUGGAUGGCAUCAGAAUCAUAGAUCUCUACAUUCAGAGAAACAUUUCUCUUGUGAUUUGUUGAACAACUACGUUAUAAGUUCUUCGAGCGCAGCUGAUUAGGCUUACUUGACUAAUUUUUUACCCUAUAGAGGCCUAUCUAAUGUUUUACAGCAUUCACGCAUGUUGCGCAUCAUAGACCUAGGUCUAACUAAACAUUACACUCGGUCACCCAAACACCAGUCGGAAACCUUCUCUUAAAGAUGCAUUUCCAAUGACAAUAAAAUCAAAACACUUUUCAAUCCCCUAACAUUUCACCAACCAGUCCUAGACCUAUGUGUCUGUGGAAAGUUGGGUGUGAAAACGAAUUCCGUCACUCUGUGCAGUCUCACCAAAUAUCUGGUUUUCUAGACUCGUCUUGUGCAAGUUGUGUAGGCUGCUGCAAAAAUGUCCCCUUGUCAAGCUUUACUGUCGGCGUGUUUUGCGGAUCGGAUCAUGAGUUUAGAGGGAGUGACCGUGCUUUGUAUUUCUAAAUUAUAUAGUAAAAAUAAAAAACCCGUCACAUGACGAAAGCAUGCAUUUGGGCGGAGCCUGCUUUUGUAUGGCGUACGUUUUAGGUGGAGACUACUGUAGCAGUAAUCGUUACCUCAGAAUUACAAAGUUCUAUUU